UUGCCCACUCUCCUUCUCUACUCUGAAGUUGGAGGCGAAAAGACGUUGGUCCUCUCAAAGCUCGCUCCCCCUCCUCUCUCUCUCUCUCUGUCACUGAACCAACCCCUACUCUCACCGUCUUCCCCUUCUAUAUCUCACUCCCAUUUUUGUCAUUUGCUGACGCAUUCUCUCUCUUUCGGUCUCUCCUUCUUCCUUCUCGCAUUGUACCCACAUCCCGGAUUCCAGCCCGUGCCACUCGUUUCCUCUCUCUCUCUCUCUGGGGGGUGGUAAUGGCGAUGACGAACGACGGGGGAGAGAAUGAGGCGAUGGAAGCAGCCGCGGAGCCGCCGGAGAGUCAAAGCCCGGGAGCGUACGACGACUUCGAUAGCACAUGCUCCACGCCCUACGUGAGCGCCCCUUCCAGCCCCGGCCGCCCCACUUCCGCUAACGGCUACUUCUACAGCGCCCCCGCCAGCCCCAUGCACUUCUUCGCCGUCCCUUCCGGCGCCUCCUCGGCGUCCAUCCCCCUCGAGUCCGACCACUUCCCCGGCAGGUUCUCCGGCUCGCUUUCCGCCUCUGCGACCGACUUCGAGUUCUCCGCGCGGUUCCCAGCGGCCGGACCGGACUCCGGCUCCAGCUCGCCGGCGACCAUGAUAUCGGCCGACGAGCUCUUCCUUAAUGGUCAGAUCCGGCCGAUGCGUCCUUCUUCCUCCCAUCUGCAGAAGCCCCCGAGGCUCGAGCCGUUGCUGGACGACGCCCCGGGGACCGACGUUUCGGAGGGCGUGGAUUCUCUGCGGGGCAGGGAUUUCCGGUCCAAGAACCGGUCGAUCCACCGGCGGACGCGAUCGCUCUCGCCGCUCCGGAGUUCCGAGCCUGUUUGGGCAGGGUUUCCGCCGGAAGACGAGGAGGAGGACGAAGAGCAGCAGCAGAAGCCAGUAGAUCCGCCGCCAGUGGUAACCGCCGCGAGACGCUCAAGGCGGUGGAUGAGUCUCAAGGAUUUCCUCUACCGGAGCAAGAGCGAAGGGAGAGGCUAUGUGAAGGAGAAGCUCUCGUGGUCUGCCCUCACCUUCUCUUCCCCCUCCAGCAAGGAGAAGGACAAGGACAAGGACAAGGACAAAGAGAAGGAGAAAGAUAAGGACAAGAAGUCUGCUGCCUUGUCGUCGCAGGCUGGGGCGGAGAAGAAGAAGAGGGCUUCCGGCGGAAACGGCGCUGGGAAAAGGAGGGUGCCGGCACCGUCUGCACACGAGCUUCACUACGCGGCGAAGCGGGCGCAGGCGGAGGAGAUGAGAAAGAAGACGUAUCUCCCUUACCGGCAAGGCCUUCUGGGCUGUCUGGGGUUUAGCUCCAGAAGCUACUCAGUUGUGAACGGCUUCGCGAAGGCUCUCCACCAUCAUCAUCAUCACCAUCACCACAACCAGCCUGUUCCGUCCAGCUAAGCGGCGAGAGUGGCUUUGCCCUCCGGCUGAAUCCAUCGUGCGUUUGGGGAUUGCUAGAAUCUGUGUACAGUCGCUUCUUCCUCAUUUUUUUUCCUGCUUUUCCUGGGCCUUUUCUGUCUUCCCUUUUUCCUUUUUUUUUUUCUUCUUCAGAGCUACUGGAGAUCAUUGAUGCUUACCAUACUGGCCGCUUUUGGUUGUAAUCAUGUGAAAUUCACAAGGAGUUUCCACCCUUUUUCUCUUUUUUUUCUCUCUCUCUCUCUCUUUCUGGUGCUAACGGGGUGGCCUCAAUAUGGAGAUUCAGUGCAGAUCGAUUUACCAUCUCUGUUUUGA
Molecule: messenger RNA, 1745 nt
Organism: Nymphaea colorata (pocket water lily)
Lineage: Eukaryota; Viridiplantae; Streptophyta; Magnoliopsida; Nymphaeales; Nymphaeaceae
Exons: 1
Coding region: 270-1415 (381 amino acids)
Source: RefSeq, a predicted model, not a curated record